Molecule: messenger RNA, 1635 nt
Organism: Hippopotamus amphibius kiboko
Lineage: Eukaryota; Metazoa; Chordata; Mammalia; Artiodactyla; Hippopotamidae
Gene: CXCR3
Product: C-X-C motif chemokine receptor 3
Exons: 2
Coding region: 92-1180 (362 amino acids)
Biological process (GO): immune response; chemotaxis; regulation of leukocyte migration
Cellular component (GO): membrane
Molecular function (GO): C-X-C chemokine receptor activity
Source: RefSeq, a predicted model, not a curated record
GCCUGGAUUCUGCAGGUGACGAGCUGCUUAGAGCAGGGAGAGUCACAUCUUCUGGCCGCAGGAGGCGGGGAAGGACCUCGCUGCAUCACAAAUGAGCGAGCGCCAAGAGUUCCAGGCGUCCGAGCUCGCCCUCCUCCUGGAAAACUCUUCCUAUGACUACGGAGAAAACGAGAGUGACUCCUGCUGUGCCUCCCCACCCUGCCCGCAGGACUUCAGCCUCAACUUCGACCGGGCCUUCCUGCCCGUCCUCUACAGUCUCCUCUUCAUGCUGGGGCUGCUGGGCAACGGCGCCGUGGCGGCCGUGCUGCUGAGCCAGCGGGCGGCCCUGAGCAGCACCGACACGUUCCUGCUGCACUUGGCCGUGGCCGACGCCCUGCUGGUGCUGACGCUCCCGCUCUGGGCCGUGGAUGCGGCCAUCCAGUGGGUCUUCGGCUCCGGCCUCUGCAAAGUGGCGGGUGCCCUCUUCAACAUCAAUUUCUACGCUGGGGCCCUCCUGCUGGCCUGCAUCAGCUUCGAUCGGUACCUGAGCAUCGUGCACGCCACCCAGCUCUACCGCCGGGGGCCACCGACCCGCGUGGCCCUCACCUGUGUGGUGGUCUGGGGGCUCUGUCUGCUCUUCGCACUCCCGGACUUCAUCUUCCUGUCCGCCCGCCGCGACGAGCGCCUCAACGCCACGCACUGCCUGUACAGCUUUCCACAGGUGGGCCACACAGCCCUGCGCAUCCUGCAGCUGGUCGCCGGUUUCCUGCUGCCCCUGCUGGUCAUGGCUUAUUGCUACGCCCGUAUCCUGGCUGUGCUGCUGGUCUCCAGGGGCCAGCGGCGGCUCAGAGCCAUGCGGCUGGUGGUGGUGGUGGUGGUGGCCUUUGCCUUCUGCUGGACCCCCUACCACCUGGUGGUGCUGGUGGACACCCUCAUGGAACUGGGGGCCUUGGCCCGCAACUGCGGCCGAGAGAGCAGCGUGGACGUGGCCAAGUCGGUCACGUCCGGCAUGGGCUACCUGCACUGCUGCCUCAACCCGCUGCUCUACGCCUUUGUGGGUGUCAAGUUCCGAGAGCGGAUGUGGGUGCUACUCAUGCGCCUGGGCUGCCCCGACCAGAGGGGCCACCAGCGGCAGCUGCCGGCUUCCCGCCGGGAUUCAUCCUGGUCUGAGACCACAGAGGCCUCCUACUCAGGCUUGUAAGGCUGGGAUGGGGGAUCCCCUUUCACCACACAGCCUGCCUCCCCCCACACUGCAGGUUCCUCCCUCACUCGCUCCCCAGGCACACACUCCUGGGAGUCCUCAAUGGCCCCAGUACUGCCGGGUCUCCCAGGGAGCUGCCCCCCUGGCUCUGGGGGCUGCACCAUCACUGCUCCUUAGCUGCCCAGCCCUAUCCCGCCGCUUCAGAGGUAGCCGCCUUCAGGCCCUGCUUACCUUGGCUGUGCGGAACCCCACCCCCUCCUCCUUCAGUACCCAGGCAUCAGCCUUCUUCAUACGCAAGGAGUACGAGGCAAAGCAGCAUGAUUGCAGGUACCCUGGCCAGACCUUCUGCUCCACAGUGACUGUGGCUGUGGUCCCCGACACCUCUGUAUUUGCUCACGUUGAUUUUUAUGUCUAAAACUCUGCUUCAAACUUUUCAAUAAACAAGCUAAUUAGGA